This is a messenger RNA of Macroventuria anomochaeta, 1530 nucleotides long. RefSeq lists its product as uncharacterized. The transcript is spliced from 4 exons. Bases 70 to 1407 code for a protein of 445 amino acids. Lineage: Eukaryota; Fungi; Ascomycota; Dothideomycetes; Pleosporales; Didymellaceae. The record is from RefSeq and is a predicted model, not a curated record.
CUACCGGCGAGUCAGUACAAGAAGCACACGAUUCUUCUCAUACCUUCACUGAACAACCCAGGAGUCUCCAUGGAUCCUCACGAUCUACCUACGCAAUGCGGUUGGCCAGUAAAUACAACUGAUCCUACAACAUUUGACGCUGCGGAUUUUGCACACUCAUGGAUGAGCUUGCCUGAUCUUCCCUUCGAGACGACGACUGAGCCCCCUGACAAGACAUUUGCUGGGUUUGCUGGUAUACAAGAGCAGGGUGAUCAUUGCAACGGACUCGAUCAGCCACUUGCGAAGCGUCGCAAGCCAAAAGCAACGACUCUGCGCGACAUUGAUUGGGAGCCUCACAAAUCUCGCAUCCUCGAAUUGUACAGCCAUCAGAAACUAGGACUUCAAACUGUACAGCAAAUCAUUUGGGCAGAAAAAGGGUUUCACGCUGAGCUUCGGCAGUAUGAGACAGUGAUUGAGAAAUGGAAGCUCGGCAAGUACAUCAAGCUUCGCGAGAUGGCGAGCAUUGUUCGCAAGGUGCAGCAAAGAAAACUUAUUGACAUCGACCAAGGCGACCUGACUUUUAAAGUGAGGGGAAAGCGGGUCGAAACUGAGAGAAUAAAGCGUUGGAUGCGAGCCCACGGCGUUCCGGAAGAUGAACUAUAUGUCCCAAGUCCUCCGGCACCGACUCCCUCGGAUGUAGAGUGUCAGACUACAUCUGAGCGUAGCACUCCAGUGCAAAGCCCGGCGAGCUUAGCAAGCUUUUUCUUCGAUGAAGACCCUCAGCCCUCUGCUACCUCUCCUUGGAGGUUAGGGAUCGAUUCAAAUGACGGUGAUGCCGAACAACCGCCAAUGGUUGACUCCAGAAGCUACGACUAUUGUAUGGCAGGAUGUGCUUUACAUGAGCGUAUUCAGGUCAUAAUGAACCCACACAGAAAGUUGGACGACGGAAGUGCUAAAACACUUACGGCGCGGGGCUGCAUCUAUCAAGCCAUACUAUCAGUCCGUAUGGAUGACGAUGGGGAAGUCGCACGUCUCGGCGACGCUCUGAAUGAUACACUAUGUGAGGUCUCGAAUGCGCUGUUCUCAUUUUACCAGGCUCGUUACGUGCUAGAACCGCGACUCGAUCAGACUCUUACAGAGCUACUCUGCCAUGGUGACGUUUUGAAAAACCUAGGGGACUGGUUGCAGAAGAUGCAGAAGGCUUUUCGAGAUAUAGAGCAAGGUUUCAGGGAGGGUUGGGACCUGCAGAUAUGCUUCUGCGACGCGGUACGCAGGCUGCGUAUGGUGCAAUGGUGGUCGCAAGAGAUGGAGAUCAAGACUCUUGAGAAGAUUGAGUCGUUGCGCACCGUCGACCAAUCUCGGACAAUUGAGUCCUUGCACGCCGUCGACCUACCUCGGACAAUCGAGCCCAUGAACUGGAUUGCAUGAUGCCAGCAUACGAGCUCAGGGUUCGAUCAACCUCCUGGGGCAUAGAAGUCUAGUGUUACCCUUCACGCUGCCACCAGCGGGUGAACCACAAUAAUGCUAUUUUGGUUUGUUGUAGCACUUAUU